Molecule: messenger RNA, 2029 nt
Organism: Colletotrichum godetiae
Lineage: Eukaryota; Fungi; Ascomycota; Sordariomycetes; Glomerellales; Glomerellaceae
Exons: 3
Coding region: 226-1743 (505 amino acids)
Source: RefSeq, a predicted model, not a curated record
CUGUGAUUCUUUUCUCCUUUCUCCCCAAAAGAUACCCAUUACGCCAAAAGAUGUUUUUCCAUCCGUUAAGAUUCUGAUAUCUCUGAUACAAGCUUCGGCAUCCCGAAGCUGAAUUCUUUGUCCUUUGCAUCGCCCUCCUAGUCUGCUAGCUUCAUCAUCAGCUCUCACAAGCCAUCCAUACCUUACACGCUUUUACUGCGGCACAAGCUCUACCUUGUCAUCAACAUGUCGGAGCCACCGGCUUCGGAACCUAUGGUAAUCGACACCGAAGCUACCAAUGAGGUUCAAUUAAGUGAAAUCGACGCCACAGUUGAGAUGGAAAUCCUACCCACGCCGACCGUUGAAGCAGAGCCCGAAGAUGCGCAAAGAGCCCCCGUCGAAGUUGAAGCUCCCCAGCCGUGGCUUGCGCCCAUUGCGCAAACAGAAAUUGAGCCUGCUCCAAUCGAGCAUCGCCACGAUGUAAAGUCACAGUCACCGGCUCCUUUGUCGCCUCCCGCGCCAGCUAUUGAAGAACAGUCGUACGACCCGCAGUUCUCUCUUUCAGCUUCGCAAUUCAUCACGGGUCGUUUUAAUGGCGCCACCCCAGCAUCACCACCGUCCCAUCUCGUCGCAACUCCUGCCCCUUCAACGCCCGAGAUCGCACCAGAGGAAGCCGAAGACCUACCUGUGGACUACUCGCACCUUCCUUUGACCCUUCAUCAUCCUCACGCAGAACCCACGACAGCCUUGUCAGCCCUGCCUAGCUAUUUACCACCCUCUGGAGCAAAGAGGAAGCGCACGGCAGCGGAAGAUGAGACUUUCCGGAAAUCUGCAAACAUCCCCGCCUACCAGGAACCCGCAAUCCUCAGGCGCCCCGUACCUAGGCCACCAGUGAAAAGGAAGCGCACCAAGGACGACGGGAGCGGAAAACCAAUGUGCGUAAAGUGCAACCGAAUAUCCGAGACGGAAGGCAACCUCAUCAUUUCCUGUGGCUGUGGCGAGGCCUGGCAUCAGCUCUGCCAUGGCCCUGAGAUCCCGACAGAUGCCCUCGGCAGCGGUCCCUCCAAGUUCAAGUGCGUCACUUGCAAGGAAGAGGAAAAGCAGCAGGCCAAGUAUCAUCGCGAGCUUGCAAAGUAUCGCGAGGCGAAGCAGGAGCAGUCGGAGUGGAAGAAGCAUCACAACGACGUGGAGAGGAAGCGCGAGAAGAGGCUUGCGACACUGCCCGAGUUUCCUAAGCCGAGCCUUGUUGGGUUCCAUGGAGGCAAUGCCAGCGGCAGUGAGAGACGAGAGUACUUUUCGGACCUUAAGAGGAGCGAUCUCGUCAACCUCCUCCUUUUUAGUGAACAGAUCCACACUGGCCUUCUCGUAGAUGUUCUCGCCUCUGUCUCUAAGAAGCACCCCGACCUGCCCAUCUUCGGUUCGCCAGAUUGGGCUGAACCAAAGAUCCAACACCAACAACAGCCCCGCCGCCAGCAAGACCACCGCUCGGCCCCCAAGCCCUCAAAACAGCGGUCCAAGACAGGCGGCGUCCGCAAGAUCCUCAAGACAGCACCCACCGGCGCAGCCGACCAAGCAGCAGCAGACGCCGAAGACUCAGAGGACGCACUCCCCGAUUCCUGGCCCAAAGCCGGACUUGGCCUCUACGCGCGCCUUGGGCCUGAAAAGGACGAUCCGAUGCUGUACGACGACAACGAUGAAGAGGCGUUCAGCCACUUCAUGGUUGACAAGUUCGGGAAGCAGAUUACGGAACCAAUUGCGGGAUAGAAGCCCGGUGACGAACAACAGGAUAAGACUAUGGCGUUUCUGCUCAUGAAUUUGGCGGGUGUCCCGUUUGGUGCUGCUUGUAUCGGGGCGGCUCUUGGGAAUGUUCUUGCGCAGACCGUUGACUUGACGGGCAACUCUAAGACGACAGCGGGCCCAUCGUCUACGUCUACCACGCCAAAUGUUGUCACCACGCCCAAGGCUGUUACCACGUCCAAGGAUGACACCUCAGAGGCCCCGAAGAAGGGACGGCAGACGAGACGAAGCCGACAGGCCGGCACAGAUAUAC